Lathyrus sativus (Indian pea) is the source of this 474-nucleotide messenger RNA. Lineage: Eukaryota; Viridiplantae; Streptophyta; Magnoliopsida; Fabales; Fabaceae. The record is from the annotation of a GenBank genome assembly.
AUGACCAGAAGAAAGGUGAAACUUGCAUUUAUUUCUGAUGAUACAGCAAGAAAGGCGAGCUACAAUAAAAGAAAGAAAGGUCUCCUUAAGAAGGUAAGAGAACUCACAACUCUUUGUGGUAUUCCAGCUUGUGCUAUAAUUUCGAGUCCUUUUGAUUCUCAACCAGAGGUGUGGCCAAAUCUAGAAGGAGCUAUGAAUGUGAUUGAUAGGUACAAGAAUUUAUCUGUGAAAGAUGAAAACAGGAAUGUGAACCAAGAGAGGUUCCUCACGCAGAGGAUUAAUAAAGCUAGAAACCAGGUAAGAAAGUUGAAAUAUGAUAACCGCGAACAAGAGUUGAAUCUUCUCAUGUUUGGUUACUUGCAAAACAACAACAUUUCAGAUGAUUUAACUUCUGAAGAGUUGAAAGAUUUUGAUAAGCUGGUUGAGAAGAAGCUAAAGGAGGUUGAUAGCCAGAUUAAGAAACUUGAAGGAUGA